Bombyx mandarina (wild silkworm) is the source of this 744-nucleotide messenger RNA. RefSeq lists its product as uncharacterized. The record is from RefSeq and is a predicted model, not a curated record. Lineage: Eukaryota; Metazoa; Arthropoda; Insecta; Lepidoptera; Bombycidae. Gene Ontology annotation, molecular function: protein binding.
AUGUUUUACAAUCGUAAAUUGAUGUGCAGCAAGAAUCUUGGAAAAGCGUGGAAGGCCGCCAACGACAUAACCAUAACGGAUGAAGAAGACAUUAACUUACUUAAAAUUUGUACAAAACUAGGAAACUGGAUGAGCAGCGAUGAGCAAGAGGCUCGGAGGCGAUUUUCUUUGAGGACAUCAGCCACGUUCCUCGACGGAGCCGCUAAACUAUACAAGCGUGGUAUUCAACAACUUUUGGAAGACGCGAGUAAGCUAGACAAAGAGAUGUCUUGCAAGCGACGACGCUCCGGAUUCUCAACGCAGACAGUCUUAAACAAUACCAGCACGCAUUCUUCGAGCUCUGUGCCGACACCUGAAUUGAUUAUGAAUUCACGUCGUUCCCAAAGUAUAGAUACCUCUCCAAUAUUGACAAUAAAACGAAACAAUAAUAAUUACAAUAAAUCAAACGACAAUAAUUCAUUCAGUUUUGUUGGUCCAAUAAUCUCUCCAGACAUGAGUCAUGAAAAUACUAUCAACCCUGAAAAAAGCAGUUCAAAAAAUGACAGGUCAAAAAACCAGACGUCAAAAAGAGACCAAGGGGUCCAAACAUCAUCGAACAGCCACGACGAAGGAGACGACAUAACAAAUGGUUUUGAUAAAAAUCUCCCGUUCGGAUACAUUUUGAUUCACGACAAUUACAACUCCAAAAUACCGAGUAGAAUUAUAUUCUCGUCACUCAAUUCUGAAGUCAGACGUUUAUUGUGA